This is a messenger RNA of Procambarus clarkii (red swamp crayfish), 12609 nucleotides long. It is a transcript of the gene mtd, whose product is annotated as TLD domain-containing protein mustard. Gene Ontology annotation, biological process: response to oxidative stress. NCBI's taxonomy places the organism in Eukaryota, Metazoa, Arthropoda, Malacostraca, Decapoda, Cambaridae. Gene Ontology annotation, cellular component: nucleus. The record is from RefSeq and is a predicted model, not a curated record.
AGGUCGGGAUAUGAGGCGGGUGGAGGAGGCCAGCAGCACAGUUGAUGGAGUCAGUUGACUACAGUAAUUACUCACAGUACGGUGCUGCUCAACUGUCACCUGACACUUGAGUGUCACCUGAGCUUGAGAGGUGCUGCGAGUGGUUAUUGUAUAGGCAGGCGAGAGUUGAGGACGGCCAGCAGGAGCCUUGGACGCCGGGCUCUGAUGCCAGCAGUGAGGUGGAGCAAGGGUCAGUUUAGGGAGGGUGGUGGACGGACAUCAUGGAGCACCACGGUGGGGGGGAGGACGACCCUCUCAACCCAAACAGCACAAUUACGGAGCGCCUGGCUGUUAGCGCCCGCCCCGUCAACCUGCCCCCCGCGCCCGGCCUCUGGGGUGAGACUGAACCCUUGAACCCUCACCGGACGACGGUUAUGGAGGCACCGACGAAGUUGUGGCCCGCAGGAGGGCAGAACCCGCCAUACCCGGAGGGUACGGGGGCAUGGGGCCUCAAUGCCCUCCUGGUGCCCUUCAACUUGGCAAGGUCAAUAGCUGGCGAGGUGACCUCCUCGCUGGGCUCUCUGGUCUCAGCCUACUACCAGGCGGCCGACGACACGGUCACUAUCGGAUAUAACGUGUCUGGCAACGACACGCUGACGAGCAUCGCCGCCAGGUUCGACACGACACCGUCGGAGCUGGCCAAGCUCAACAAGCUGUCGACCAGGUUCGUGUACCCCGGCCAGGUCAUCGUCGUGCCCGACAAAACUGGAGCUCUUCUGGACGACGACAAGGGCCACCCUCCUCACCCCGACACCACGCACAGCAAUGGACAAGACCUACUGGCACAGAUGCGACCUCCUUCACCACUGCGAGGCGACCUCAAGACCCCAGUAUCACUCUAUACGUGUCCUCGGACACCAGCCAAUUCUGUAGAACUUGAGAAAUCUUUGGACCGUGAAUGCCUUGAGAAGUUUUUGAAAAUAAGUGUCCGUCAUAUUACAGAUGGACAGGGAGUCGUGGCAGGUGUGCUGUUGGUGACUCCGAAUGCAGUGAUGUUUGAUCCUAACGUAUCAGACCCUCUGGUUAUUGAACACGGCCCCGAGAGUUAUGGCGUUAUUGCUCCCAUGGAGUUUGUUGUGAAUGCGGCACUCUAUUAUGACAUUGCCCAUAUGCGAGUCAAGGAUACCAGUUUACCCAAGCCUGAAAUUCCAAAGCCAGAGAUCUACUGGGGUCCAAACCACAUGGAACAAACAGGGAGUCAAGAGUCACCUGGAAAGGAUGCAUCACUCAGUAAAGACGCAACUUUUCCUGAAUUAGCAGCUUCCCAAGAUGAUAAUGAUUCAUCUUGCUCAUGUGGGGGAGACACACGUGAAAGUUCAGCCUUUCCAAAAGCCUUUGAGCAUGAACUUCUUACACCUAUUGGCUCAGAUGUAUCUCCUGCUAGUGGUGACGGUCAGCCUUCAUCCGGACAACCUUCCCCUAGUGGCCACCAGCAACAGACACUACCCGUUGCUGGAGACCUCACACCAAUAGCAGAGGCGAGUCGUCUAGAGGACUCCCAGGCCAUGCCCCCUAACGUUGCUCAAACACAGUGUAAUAAUAAUACAGCUGCUCAGGACCUUGCUCAAACUGAUUGGACCUCUGCGGCCCAUCAAAUGGAAGAGGAUUCCACUUGCAACGAUAAGAAGAGGACCACCUCCGUAACUUUUGACAUAACAGGGGAAGAAGAGGCCAUGCCAGACCUUGGAAGUGAAGCCAGUCUGCAAGAGUCAAGGAAGCAAAAGGUUCUGAAACGCCUAUCUUAUCCACUGUCAUGGAUGGAAAGCUUUAAUGCAGACAAGGAGAGCAUUGCCCAGCAUCAAGGUGUUCACCCAACCUCUGCACCACCUGUUAGUGGAGUCGGAAUGAAUAUUGCCACAGAAGGACCCGAUGGAAACAGAGCAGGAAUGUUUUCCAAUGUAUUCAGUAUGUCCAAUGUCUCCAACAUGCUAUCAAGCUCGCCCAAAUACCUGGUUGACUUCAGUAGUGGGCUUUUCGCUCGCUCUCCUUCUGAUUCCACGAGCUCUGUGCGGGAUGUUACGGAGCUGGGUACCCCCCCGGGCUCCCUUGAGGGAUACCGUGUAGCGCACUCUGUUUUUUACCGCAAACAGUCCAGCUUGGGUAGUGACAAGGAAGAGAGAAAAGGCGUACCUAUAUUCCACCCAGGGCGGCCAUCAAUGGACUUUGCACGGCGACCAUUAAAUCAACAACCUUUGUCUAUCUCAACCCAACAAAUUGUACCUCAGACAGCAGCUAUGCCAGCAAGUGGUAUUGUCCAGCAACCACUACUUCAGCCGCAGCCACUGCUUCACCCACAGCCACAGCCACAGCCACAACAACAGCAACAGCAGACAGUUCUCAGCAGUGGGAGCUUGACCCCAACAAGUAACCAACCAGCCCAUAAGAGAGCGCAAUAUAAAGAGGGCACUAGAUUUGGCCUCAAGAGUAUGGUCAGUAUGGAUGAUAUGCCAGAGCUCUUCGCAUCCUUUGACAUUCUAGCUCCACACUUCCCAUCCCUACACGAGUUGGAUUUAGGCAUCAAGGAGGACACUAUGAAAGAACUGAUUCCCAAGCCAGCCACAUCUUGUGAGGACCCACCGCUCUAUUUAUGUCUUCGAAUGGGAAAACCAGCUUGUAAAAGAAUUCCAAAAUCUACUCCUGUCAUGUCUUAUGGGAAAAAGAGGAUGAGACCAGAGUACUGGUUCAGUAUCCCCAAGAACAGAUCCGAUGAGCUGUUCCACUUCUUCCAGUUAUGGGCCCACGAUAUUUAUGGAGAGCUUAAUGAAGACGAAGUGUCAGCACGAGGCUUUGUUCUGGUAGAGGAUGACACUGAGCUUUGGGCUGACCAGGAAAAUGAAGCGGGGGAGAAUGAAGACAGUUUAGGAGAGUUGACAGAAAUGACUAAAGAAUCAUGGGAGAAAAUAAAAGCCCCUUAUGUUAAGCUCUAUUCAUUGAUGAAGAGUCAGAUGACGAUCUCCACGGAAUCGGAAAACCCAGAGGUGGUAUCUAUGAGCGACGAGCUGCGAAGAGCACUGUACUCUUCAGCAUCCCUCACCAGCCUGGAUCUCGAGGCCUUCUUACCGGAAAUUUGUGGCGUUUCAGAAAUCAUCACCGACGCUGUUAGAAAGAACAUGUACAAGAAGUUGCCAGCUCGUGCUCAAGGUUACUCGUGGAAGUUGGUGUUCAGCACAGCCCAGCACGGCUUCAGUCUCAACUCCCUUUAUCGUAAGAUGAAUGAGAUUGACACACCCAUCAUGCUCUUCAUUCAAGAUACUCAUCAAAAUAUUUUUGGUGCAGUUGUGUCUUGCUCACUGCGUGUGAGUGAACUAUACUAUGGCACGGGAGAGUCCUUCCUCUUUUCGUUCCACCCAGAGUUCCAGGUGUUUCCGUGGACGGGGGAGAACACAUUCUUCGUCAAAGGCAACAACGAAUCUCUUGUUGUAGGAGGUGGAGAUGGUAACUUUGGCUUGUGGUUGGAUGGAGAUCUGUACCAAGGACGGACACAGCCUUGCAAGACGUACAACAACCCGCAGCUCACCGACUCGGAAGACUUCAUUAUCAAGGCUGUCGAAUGCUGGUGCUUUGAGUGAGGUUCAAGCACCGUUACGCAAUGGUUUAAACUGACGCGAUUCCAGUGCCCAGUUGCCUUGAGUGGCAGUUUGCAGCAGCAAGAGCUGUGGACUUGGCUGUGUGGCACCAGUAACCCGCAGUGCGGUUGGAGUUCGUGCUGAGGAUCAUUGGCUGCUGACCUGGAAACUGCUAAUUACCCAUGUUUGUGGAGAGAAAAUGGAAGGGUUUUAUCAAUGUUGUUUAAAGAUGUAUAUUUUGUUCCUUAUCCUAAACAUAGUUUUGAACCCUUUUAGAAAGUGGGUCCCUUGUGAUAUACUUAUUUUUCUUGUUUAUUAGUUGGUACUUUAUACACCAUUCUACUUUUAAUUCAUUUUAUUGAUAAAAAAAUGCUUGAAAUUAAACAUAUAUGAAUUUAAUUCUUUUUUUUUAAAGGGUUAUAUUCUGUAGACUGAAGGUUGCCGGCCUCACACUUCAUCUUUCUUUAUUUUCCCAGGAAAUAUAUUUUUAUUGUGCGACUUGUUGACAUGUUUCAUUUCUGAAUCUCUUUAUUUUGCUAAUACAAGGUCAAAAUUUUGUUAAAGGUGUGGGGGACUGCCGGAUAAAGGGAGGGGGUUGAACUGUCGGAUAAGGGGAGGGGGGGGAUACUGUCGGAUAAGGGGAGGGGGUUGAACUGUCGGAUAAGGGGAGGGGGUUGAACUGUCGGAUAAGGGAAGGGGGGUUGAACUGUCGGAUAAAGGGAGGGGGUUGAACUGUCGGAUAAGGGGAGGGGGGGUUGAACUGUCGGAUAAGGGAAGGGGGGGGAUACUGUCGGAUAAGGGGAGGGAGGAACGGUUUGGGAUAAGGGAAGGGGGGCAAGGAACUGUUUGAUAAAGGAUAGAGAGACUUUUCAAUAAAGAAAAUAGAUAAAAUAAGUCUAAAUAGAUUUAGACUUGGAUAAAGAAGGGGGGGAGGGGAACUGUUGAAUAAAGAAUGGGGGGAUGUAUAAUGAAGGAAGGGGAUACUGUUGAAUAAAGGCGGGUGAAAUUGUUGAAUAAAGGAGGGUGAAAUUGUUGAAUAAAGGGGGGGGGGUUAUGAGACUCGUGGAUAAGGAAGGGGAACUGUUACAUAAUGCACUUGUUAGCCCAAAUAAUGUAAUGCGCACUUAAGUUAAUAAAGUAAAGGCCUUUCUGUAAAGUAUUAUUAACUAGUUAAAAAAAAUAACUAUGCUUCUGAGCUUUUAGUGAAAUGUUAUUUAUUGUGUAUCAUUGUUUACGUGCAAGAUGCGAACGUUCCCAAAGAAAUGGGAAGAAGCCAAGUUCUCGAGAACACUCGUCAGUUGGUGUAAAUCGGCGGUACUUUGUUCUUAUUACGUUGCGUUGUAUAUAUUCUGGAUGAUUUCAUUACUUGGGACCUGACAUAAGAAGGCUGGAAGUGUUCCACUCCAGAGAGCAUUCAUGAAGAUGUUCUCCAACCCUGAACAUCUACCAGGGAGUUCGUUGAUGCCAAUGCUUCGCGUAUGCGAUGUUUUCAACCCGGAACCUUCACCAGGGUGUUGUUGAUGGUGAUGCUUCGCUCAUGUGGUGUUCUUAGCUAAUUUAAGCCUUAGAUAGUGCUUUAAAAAGGCAAUUGUUAGAAAUUUGAGCCUUAUAGACAUCCCAUGUUGAAGACUUAAUGUCAGGAGUCCUUGGAUUAUAACUGUUCUGUGGUUAUGAUAGUAACAGAAUAGUAUUAUGUGCGACAUUGGACUAGUUUGCAGCUGGUAUACGGUAGUUGGACUGUGUUCAAAAUGGGUAAAUGCUUAGUUUGUUGCUCAAUGAAUGCACCCCUGCAGGCAACAUUUAACAUGCUCGAGUACCAUUUAAUCAACAUGAAAUGAAUGCUAUUAUUAAUAUUAAUUCAACAUAACAUUACUCUCUUUUGCCCAGAUUUUUCUAUGUUACUCCUCAGCAACCAAGUGUAGAUGUGGACUGUAUUAAUGUAUUACACAGAAUGGAAUAGCUUGGAAAGCUGUACAUUAGAGCCACACAUCAAUGCAGUUCUAAAUGUUGAAUUUGUUACAAGAGUUGUGAAAUGGAAGAGUCAAAAUACUAAGCAUUUUACCAUUGUGGAGGCAGGUGUAGCUGUGUCACCAUCGGGUAGUUAGGUGUAAUUUGUGACGUGCGAACUGUGCCACCCAAACCCGUGGUGAUGCGGUAGCUAUGGAGCGAGCUUUGUGUUCAUCUAUGAUAGUACAGAAUAUGCCUGGAGGUGGGGAUGUUGACCACUGUGCUCUGACAGUAUCUCCCUUUAAGUUUGGUACUCUUCGUUUAAUAUUAAUACACAAAAUAAUUGACCACUAUAGACCAUGAUAUGAAAUAUCUAAUAAAUAAUAUUUGCAGCCUAUGUGCUGUUAUUAAAUGAUUAUGGUAAAAGUCAGCCAUAGCAUUUGAUAUCACAUAUUAUGUAGCUUAAUAUGUUAAUGGGAAGUACGAGUUAUCAUUUUGGGUCUGUUAGUUAGUUUUUGCAAAGAACACGGGGUAAAUCCAUACUCACACGCUGGAAAACUUAAUUUCCAUUAGCUCUACAUCUAGGAAGGUGUGUUAUUGUUGGAUGUGCUAAGCAUGUGUUUCCUCGUAUGUAUUGUUGAUGAAGUAACCUUUGGCAGUUCCAUCCCUAUUGAGUGGGGUAACUAUAAAAAUCGUUGACCUUGCAGCGAAUAAUUCGGAAUAGCAUUGUUGAAAGAAACCAGCCCACACUUGUGUAAUAAGUGACAACAUUUCGGUCUGUCUUAAACCCUUAUAAACCCUUAAACCUGUCAUGGAAUGAGAUGAUAAAUGUCCAAAAUGGACUGAAACAUCAUUCACUUUCAUUUUAUUUGAUGCAUGCACAUAGGUUUAUUCAUUAUCCUUUACCUUGUACCUCAUGUAUCAACGAAGCUUGUCAUAUGGGGUAACAUAUUACUGUACAGCUGAUGACCAAAAUGGUCACACUUUGGAAAGUGAUGGACGACACUGGAUACAAACACCUGAUUCUUGCGUGACGACUAAAUAUAAACCCCUGAUUCUUGCGUGACGACUAAAUAUAAACCCCUGAUUCAUACGUGACGACUAAAUAUAAACCCGAUUCAUACGUGACGACUAAAUAUAAACACUUGAUUCUUGCGUGUCUACUAAAUACAAACACUUGAUUCUUGCGUGACGACUAAAUACAAACACCUGAUUCUUGCGUGACGACUAAAUACAAACACUUGAUUCUUGCGUGACGACUAAAUACAAACACUUGAUUCUUGCGUGACGACUAAAUACAAACACUUGAUUCUUGCGUGACGACUAAAUACAAACACUUGAUUCUUGCGUGACGACUAAAUACAAACACUUGAUUCUUGCGUGACGACUAAAUACAAACACUUGAUUCUUGCGUGACGACUAAAUACAAACACUUGAUUCUUGCGUGACGACUAAAUACAAACACUUGAUUCUUGCGUGACGACUAAAUACAAACACUUGAUUCUUGCGUGACGACUAAAUACAAACACUUGAUUCUUGCGUGACGACUAAAUACAAACACUUGAUUCUUGCGUGACGACUAAAUACAAACACUUGAUUCUUGCGUGACGACUAAAUACAAACACUUGAUUCUUGCGUGACGACUAAAUACAAACACUUGAUUCUUGCGUGACGACUAAAUACAAACACUUGAUUCUUGCGUGACGACUAAAUACAAGCACUUGAUUCUUGCGUGACGACUAAAUACAAGCACUUGAUUCUUGCACAAUGACUAUACACAAAAUAGAUCUCUGCUUGAAUGGAGUUCUGUCCUAGAUAUUGUCAUAGUGAUACAUUCAGUAAAUUACUCGUAACCCUGGUUUUCACUUGCUCAGUUAUACCAUUAAGUGAUUGAAUUGUAAAUUAACUAAAUUCAGGUUAUUCAAAAGUUUCUAGAGUAUUGCGGUUCCCUUUAAUAGUUUGCUAAUUGAAGCUCAAGAUGUGGGCUAAUUUGAAAAUAAAGCUAUUUUUGUAAUGCAUUCCAAAGUAAUUUUUUAAGAUAUAAUUUCACCAAUACCAAAUUACACUAGAGGGAACAGAAUAGUAAACUCGUGCUUUAGUGUUUAACGGAUAGUUUUGUUAUGGUGCACGAUGCAGCAGCCUGUGGUGUAGCAGUUACACGUCCUCACCUGCACACCUUGCAAGCAACAACAUCCAGAUUGAGACCCUGGAUCAGGUGGGAUUAUUGAUCACCAUACCUUCACUAUUUGCACCUGUGUACCCAGCAGUAAUUGGGGGACUGGACUGUAAAAUAAAUUGGUUUCUGGUGAUAUCACAGCACUUGAUACUCUAAUAGGCUCCUGUACUUGACUUAAUGCUUAAAUACCACACUGCAUUUCGAGCAUAAUUUCUAAAUCUACUCGGUUACUGUAAAUGUGAUUUGUAGAAUACAUUAAUGAGCAAGACGAUUACUAUAUUUGCCAUGUAUACAUGCACACCUAUUUUACAAGGGUUUAUGAAUUUUUAACGUUUCAUUGUACAUUUAUUGAAAGCGAUGUUUAAAUGGUUUUGUUGGAAAAAAACAUGAUUUUAUGAAUGUAAAUAAAACAUAAAUUUGGCGAUAGACAAGAAAAACAUGCAUCAUAUGUGCUGCAAAAUGCGAUACAUUAUGGUUUAUAAAGUUGGUGUGGAAUUAUCUUCUCUUUCACUCGUAAUUUUUUUUAUGCAGACACCACCAAAAUCAGGAUUAUAUCAUUCCAGACCCAAUGCAGAUUUGUGUGAAAUCCAGCUGUCCGAGAAUUUGCAGUGUGCCUAUUUACCACCAAAUUUCUUAGAUUCAUCUUGAUACAAUACAUGUUUAUGCAUAUUUAGACACAGAUAAUAUAUAGAAAAUGAUAAUAGUGGGGGUAUAAAUACUAUUUUCAAUAUACUGUACUGAAACUACGCAGGUAUUGUUCCGAGGGAUCACUGAAGGCGAGAAGAGGGAAAGUCCUCCGUUUGCUGACGGUGCAAAUAAUGAAUGAUGAGAAACUUGGCUUAUAUUAAGCUAAUUAAGAAAUGCACAUAUAAACAUUUGUAGAAAUAUAUUUUGCAGGUUGCUGUAAUAGUACGUACUCACCUAGUAUGUGUUCUACUAGGAGUGCCCACAGUAAACGUUAUGUACACACACACCGGGAAGACGGGACACCACGAGCGUAGCUCUCAUCCUGUAACUACACUUAGGUAAUUACACACAGACACACACACAGAGACUUGGAAUGCUCCCAGUCUGCCAUUAUUAUCCAGCUUACUGUUAAAUCACGACCAAGAAUUUCAAUAUCACUACAGUAUUUUCAAUCUCUUAUUUUUCAUCAUCAUAAAUGAACAAUGCUAUUAUACCCAGUAUCAUGAUAAAUAUCUAUCUCAAUCAGUAGUCAAUAGACAUGAACCAAUUUAGUUACCUUUAAUGACAAAAUAAUGUACGAUAAAACAUAGUGGGCAGAGCAGUCUGUUCAUGACUAAAUGGUCGUGAAUUUGAUUUCGGCACGAGAUGUUUGGGCAUAUUACCUUACAUCUAAUACCUCUGUUCACCUAGUAAACAGAUUCUUGUGAGUUGGUAGCUGUUGUGUGUUGCAUUUCAGUGAAAGUUACUGAAAGUUACAUUUCAGAAAGUUCAGUGUUAGCUUAUGGGGACAUACAUACGCCUAGGUCUUCAGUCCUCGACAACGAAUAGCAAUAUCAUUGUACAGUUGCCAGCUCAACUCUUCAUCAUUACCUCAUGCUACAACCAGUGGCAUCAUAGCAAGAGCAGUACAUUGACACACCAUAAAAACACAUUUUACUUGCCCAAAAAUCACCCAAUCACUUGCACUGGACCUGCCUUGCGAUGAUUUGGGGGCUCAACGUCCCUGCGGCACAGUCCUCAACCAGGCCUCCUGGUGGACAGAAGAGUGAUGAUCUCCCUUCAUGCUGGUCGGCAUUCAAUCCCCGACCAUUCAAGUGAUUAGGCACCAUUCCUUUCCCCAUCCCAUCCCAAAUCCUUAUCCUGAUACCUUCCAAGUGCUAUAUAUAUACAGUAGUUGUAAUAGCUUGGCGCUUUUUCCUGAUUGUUCCCUUCUCUUACCCAAAAACGUUUUUGUGCUCAGUAUGUUCAUGCAUCUACCAUCACACAAGUAUUUUCAUAGCCUUCUACUUGCCUAAUAAAAUAUUGCAGGGUACCAUAUUUCAUAGAAAUGCUAAAUGCAUUUACACGUGAGUUCAUGAAAUCUGAAACUUUUCCAAUAAUUAACACAGUUGGGUCACAACCAAAUUGGUACAGGGUUCGAAUUUCAGGCAGUUCAAGAUGUUAGGACAAGGUUUCCUUACACCAGGUGCCUCUUUUCAAUUAGUGGUAAAUAGGUAUCCAAGAGUUAGGCGACUUGUGAGUUGCAUUCUGAAGUGGUCAGUUGUUGGCUUAACACGCAUCAUCCCCAAUAAUGAACUAUUUUGAUGAUCUGGAUCUUUAAAGAGAAAUGUUACCCCAACUCGUGUUUAACCCCUGCACUCUGCAUCUGUUUCAUGUGACAAAGUCAUGGUGUAGUUGUUAAUGAAUUAUUAACAUUAACUGAAACUUUACAAAAACGAGAAAAUGUCAAAAUAUUGCCAAACUCUACAAUUUUUAUUUCAAAUUAGUGAAAAAAACAUUAAAACAUUGCUAAAUUACAAAAUAUGUGCACUACCUGUCAAGCGGCUUAAGACGUGAUAUGCAGAGGUUAAAAGAAAUGUUUAAAAUAGUGUGAUAAUGGGCUUUUUAUAUUAUACAGCCUGUAAAUAAUUUGAACAGGGUAACAAUUUCAUAUUUUCAACAUAACUGGCACGGGCAAUGGCUUCACACUUGUCAAGCAACAACGUAAGGUCACCUGGAACCACCUACCCACUGAAGCUAUAAUGUCAAGAUCAUAAAUACUGUUCAAAAUUGUGCCGGAAAAAAUCAAGAACAUUGAGAGGACCAUUAACAAGCCACCAGUUUCCUGUACUUCUUGAGGCACUAGAGAUGAUGACCCUCGGGUAAAUUCAGGUAAAUUUGCAAUUUAAAGCUCAUGUUUCAUGCACUUCCACCCCCUAUAUUUUGUUUGAUUUCCCAUUCUCUGUGACUGGAAGCUUGUUAUACUCCCGUCUCCUCCCUAGCAAGGUGGGUCAUGGUCACCCAACCAGUUAUUAACUUAAUGCAAUUGUCUUUAACCUAAAUUUGUUUUGUAUUAAUUAAUGUGAAAGUAAAAAAAAAAAAAAACUUGUCUUUUAGAUAUUGUUUGGAAAUUAUUUUAUUUGGGCCGCAUAUUAAAUUAUAGUAAUGUACUUAGCCAGCAAACACAAUGUAAUUUUUGUUAACGUACUUUGUAAUAUUAUUUACGUCGAGUGCUCUUUUGAUAAAACAAACCCAUCAUUAAGGAAAAUAUUACUCUUACAUAGCUCAAAAAAGGUUGCAGGACUUUUCAGUGCAUAAAAGUUUUCUAGAAAAAUGCAAUUAGUAUUGCAGGCAUUCCUUUUGAAUUUUGUCAUUACAGCAUUUUCAAAACAAGGUUUGCACGUUUAAGGUGUAUUAACGUGUGGUCAUUUGUAUUAGUGAAGUAAUAACAGUGACGCACAGUAGCUAAUGGGAAACAUUUAAGUAUGAAGCAUUUAACUAACCAGCAUGACCAGAUUUCAUAGUAAAAACUGAUUAUAAAGUUAACCUCUCUUAUUGUGCAUAAGUGGCUUGUGCAUCAGGUGGACAUGUCAGUGGCAUGUGUCAGUGCCAUGUGUCAGCUGUACAUGUCAGUGUCAAUGGCAUGCGUGUCAGCAGUGUGCCGAACUAAAUAGUAAUUAUUUUUAGCAUUUUCCCCUCUUUACGAAAAUGAUCUGUUGAGCUCAGUUAUUCUGUAAACUUUGUAAAGGGUAGCAAAGGCAAUCUUUGAGAAAACGAAAGUUAGACGUCUGCCGGGUAUAGUUAAUUUAUGGCAUGGGUGUUCAAGUUUGUGUGUGCUGCAUUGUUGAAACUUUUUUGUAGUAGUACUGUAUUGUGCUUCCUCUGAAACAUUUGGUUGUUUAUUUGAUUCAGUCAUACAUAUUGUGUGCUUACAGAGACUGCUGCUUCCACAUUCAGGUUAUAGGUGUUUGUAAUUUGGAGUAUGGAGACUACCUGAAAUAUAUCAAAUGUUAUGGAAUGGGAUGUUUAUUUUGUUCUGCCAAAGCAGUUUUUGAUGCCUAUAAGUUUAAUAUAGCCAGACUUAACUUUAUUCCAUUUUUUGUUCACAGUUUGUUUGAUUCUGAAUGUUUAUUGAUGGUUUCUCUGGAGUUCUUGUUGCUUUUGGCUCAUAUGUGCUUGUUGAGUACUUAUGAUAAUGUGACAUGAUAUAAAUAUGUAUAUGGAUAAUAGAGACAUAUUGACCUAGAUAAAAAACUGUUAGAUAUUGAUAUACAAAGUUUAGAAUAAUAAAUGUUCUAUUUUGGUAGAUUCAUUGUUCUUGUGAAUAUACCAUGUAAUUAGUAUAUUGUGUUAUAGUUUGUGUAAGCAGGAUAUAUUGCAACACAUGUAAGGCAACACACAGCCAAAUUUGUGCUAGAUAGUGUAUCGGUAAAGUUGUUCUCCUAUCCCAGUACGGUGUAUUGUGCCACAACCCGUUUUCACAAUUUGAUCAAGUGUGAAAUUUGAAGCAGUUUUUGCCUGACCAGAAGUGUUUGAAUCUGAGAGACCUCCCAAACUUGUUGUUGCUCAUGCCCAUUAGUCAGAUACAGCAUCACUAUUACAGUGCUGUUAAUUUCAAUUAGGUACUGUGGUUUUGAUGUAGACAGGGUCAAAAUUGCUGUACAUUUACGAGUGAGGACAGGUUGUGUGGUGAUUAGUUCAAUGUGUUCAGCGACAAUUUUAUAGAUUUCCAUAAUGAAAGUUUGAUAUUGUUUGCGUUUGGAAGGAGUCUUUAUUGAUGCACAUCUUGCAGUGCCACAUCACAAGUGCCGCAUUAUGGUUUUGAAAUCAUUUUGUACAUGAUCAAAAUCAAAUGAAGUGUGGCUCUUUGUAUAGACAUAGACUGUAGAAACUGCUUACAGUGUUGUGAUGUCAAUAAAACUAUAUUAGUUUUAA